AACUCUGCGCGUCGUUACUCACGUUUUGUAUUGUUCUUUAAACCCAUCUUUGGCGAUGCUUUGGUCGUCAAAGGCUGGGAAGAUCCAACGACGACAACAACUACACCGAAAUCAACAACAACAACAACUGCAACUUCAUCUAAUUCGUUUGAUAAGCAAAAUGAAGUAUAAUUUUUAAUUUGAUUUCAAGUAUUUAUAUUAAGUAAUCAUUUAUUUUAAAUGAAAUUUAGCAGCAAGAAUUUAGCUUUAUUUCAUACACAACAAAUUUGAAUUGAAUUCUGUUGCACAUUUUAAGCAUGCUAAGUAAAUAAAAUUGAAAUAUGGCGAUUUGGGUUUUGGA
This is a messenger RNA of Rhagoletis zephyria (snowberry fruit fly), 340 nucleotides long. RefSeq lists its product as uncharacterized. The record is from RefSeq and is a predicted model, not a curated record. Lineage: Eukaryota; Metazoa; Arthropoda; Insecta; Diptera; Tephritidae.